AAUAUAGCGCCGUUUCACCCAUUCCUACGCACAGUUUGGUUUUGGUCAUCACCUAUCGCCUCCUCUAUUUUGGUUUGGUUGAAGCCACCAUUGCUAUCCUGCGCUUUUGCUGUCGUCGACUACGCGCGACUUGCACAUGACGUGGCAGAUACAGACCCAGCCGUGGUUAGAACCGUUUAUGCUCGCUAUUAUGGAGUGCCAAGUUCCGCCUGUGUGACGGAUGACUUUUGCGGUGACUGUGUUCUGCCACCUUGAAUGCUGUAUCAUACGAUGACGCCACAGUUGUCUGGUUCUGACUGCUUUGAAGGAGCGGAUCCCUGCAUCUCUCCUUACCAGUUCUGUUCUUUCUCAUUGCUGGGGUGAUGUUGCCUCAAAGGGAAGAAAGGUGCAGAACUAUCAUCUGCAGUAAGCAGUUGCUACAGCGACCUCCUUGGACACAACUGUUUUAGAGAGAGGUGCAGCUAAUUCAUCAGCAUCUUAGAAGUGUGGCAAGCAGCUCAAGAUGAUGAGAGCAGCAUGUGUGCUUGGAGGAGGAAGGUGGCAUUGUGAUGAAGAAACUGUGAAGAUGGCACAACGGAUGCAAGCUCUGGUUAGAUCGAGGUAGCAGGAUAUGACCUUGGGGCGCCUGUUUCUAGUCUAAUUAUUACCAGCACAGCCAGUGUGGAAGAGUGAACGUCGAGAGCACUGUCCGAGUUUCCAGUUGGAGGUGCCAGAAGCCAGGAGAACAAUGACUGAGAAGAAGCAGGUUCAUCUUCUGUCAAGUUUUCGCAGGUUGGCGCCUGAGUUGGCAAGACAUUGCACAGUUACGAGCGGGAGGCCAUGCCGCAUCAUAAAGUACCUCCCCUGCGUGAAUGCACUGUUGAACAAAUUGAAUGCCGAAGUGAAGGAGGUCACGCCCGGCAGGCUCUUUCUGUGCCAGGCGAUGGGCAUUGGCAGCAGUGUGAAAGAUUUUGAGGAUGUGCCUGCAGAGGAAGGUGUUAUCUUCCUCUAUUGCCUGCUGCGGAACCACCACUGCAUAGAAGCUGUUGAGCUCAAGCCUCAUUUGAGACGCAAGUCGGCACUGGUCAUCUGCGAUGCCCUGUGUUACAACCAGUCCCUGACCUGCCUACGGGUGCACCAUGCGUCCCUGAGCUACAAGGCCACAUUAUCUCUGUUCACCGCUGUGCAUGACUUGCUGAAAAUGCAGCUGCGUGAGCUGUCUCUGGAGAAACUCAAUAUUUCAUUUACGCCGGAGCCAUUAGAGGACCUCAUGUCGAAGCCACCAGAAGAGUUUAUGUUGGAGCCACCACAGGAAUUCAUGUCGGAGCCACCACGGAGCUUCAUGUCAGAGCCACCAGACUACUACAUGUCGGAGCCAUCCGAGGACAUCAUGCCGCAGGCACUAGAGGACUUCAAACAGGCACUUUCCAGUACGCAGACCCUCACAAAACUGACGCUCCUGAACGUGCGCGAACGUAUCCCUUCUGCAAGGACAAACGUUUUGACUGCAGCUCUGACUGGUCUACAGGCCAAUAAGAGUGUCACCAGCCUGAAAGUGGACACUAGUUACUGCGAUGGAAUGACGGCAAUGAGGAAUUUUCUCGACAGCACACGGACCCUAGCCGAGCUACACGUCUACUGCAGUUCCGAGUACGACUCUGCGUGCGCGGACUUGCUCUUCAAUGCACUGGAAACCAACAACUCUGUGAAGAGGCUCACUCUCCGCAAAUUUGCCAUGAAGGAUAUGUGGUCGUUCACGGAUCUCUUGGAUGUCAACAAAAACCUGGAGGAUGUGAGCUUCUACGCCUGUCCCCGCACUGAAAAGGAGAUCCAAGGUGACCUGAAGACACUUGACACUUAUCAGGGGCCCGAAGGUUGCAUGAACGCUGUGGUCAAGGCGCUUAAGAGGGGGACGUCGCUGCGCCGCUUGACCCUGGACUGGCCAUGCACACCCCACAUGGUUUAUUGUCUCCUGGCGGCGUCCAAGAACUCCCCAUCAUUUACAGAGCUGCACUUGGGCGAUGUCAUCGUCGACGAUGCAGAUUUCUUGCGUGGGGUGUUCAUCUACACUCGAGCAGACGUCGUCGUGACCGCAGCGAGGUGCAUGUCUAGCAAUGGAACCAUGAAUAAACUAAUUCCUCUAUGGGAGCCUGGAGACACAGCGAGCUUUGUCGACUGCCUGUACAAUGUCAACCUGAUGGACGUUGGCCGUGCGUUGUCCUCGGACGAGGGGGACUACGUUACCUCGCUCAGCCUCCAGGUCGGCGAGAAUUCCAGCUCGGUUGCAGUUCAUGCACUGUCACUCUACCUGACCUCCACACCCAAGCUACGAGAGCUGCAACUGCGGCUGGGCCCUAUACCACGAGACUUGCAGCUAGUGCUCCUCUCAGCCUUUCAAAAGAAUGUCAGCAUAGAGCGUCUCUCCAUUUUCGGGACUGAGGACCUUUGCAUCCCUGAGGAUAUACAGAACACGUUGUUCACCUGGAUGGCGAAUAGUAAGCGGCUCUACAGCAUCAAUGUGGAUUUGCACAAAUACGACACUACGCAUCUGCUGGGGGUACUUGCUGCAUCAGAGGGCCAAAACUACGUCCUCACAUCUCUGACCUUUAAGCAAUGUUGGGCGGAUGAGUCGGUCCUCGAGACCACCUUCGAAAUGGUCCGUCGCAAUCGUGAGCUUCUGCGGUUUGCUGCCGCAUUCGUUCAUGGGGCGGCGGACAAGCGCGCACUACACGCCUACGAUUCCGUCUACUGGCACCCUCAGCUUCCAGAAGUUGUGCAGAGCAUGGGGUGCAGCGAUCGAGCUAUGGCCAAACAGAUGAUCCAUGAGGCUGCCAUGCCACGUCGAACAGAUGCCGUGGCAAGUUCAGCUGGCAGACCUUGGUAAAGACACCCUGGACCGCAUCGCCUCCUUCCUGAAAGUGGACGAUGUUGUGAGUGACGACGAGUCAGAAGACGCCAUGUCGCAAUAUCCCCCCAUUGAGUAUGAGAGAGCUGGCUGUGGAGAUCGCACACAUAGGAGGACAUUUGUUUUGUGGGAGGCAUCUUGUGCAGUGUACAAAAUAAAUUACUAAAUUGUUGUAAA
This is a messenger RNA of Dermacentor andersoni, 3061 nucleotides long. RefSeq lists its product as uncharacterized. The record is from RefSeq and is a predicted model, not a curated record. NCBI's taxonomy places the organism in Eukaryota, Metazoa, Arthropoda, Arachnida, Ixodida, Ixodidae.